CUUAUUAAUUGGAAUGGAGAGAGUACAACAUACUUCCCAAAGUCCGGCCGACGACUGUAGCCCUAAACCCACUGUAAAUGGAAAGAAAGAAACCGAAGUCCAAAACGGUGUGGCGGAGGCCGCCUCCAAAAUGGACAGAGCUGCCGCGGGAAAUAACCGCGAACAUCUUGCAGAGGCUGGAUGUGGAGGAUAUUCUGGAAGUCGCGCAGAGAGUGUGCAGGACCUGGCGAAGCGUGUGCAAAGAUCCUUCCAUGUGGCGAAAAAUUGAUAUGUCUUUGUACGAUGAUGACGAUGAAUCGGUAAUGAUGUGUGAGCACGCCGUCGAUCUUAGCCAGGGGCAAUUGAUGGAUAUCAGGCUUGGAUUCUUCACCUCCGAUUCACUGCUUUUAUAUAUCGCCGAGAGAUCAAGCCAGCUUCGAUACCUUUCUCUUGAUUCUUGUUGGGAUGAUGUAUCCGGUCAUGGUUUAACUGAAGCUAUUAAGAGGUUUCCUUUGUUGGAGGAGCUGCACCUGUUCAAUGCUGAAGUUCCUUCUGAAGCCGUAGAAGUUGUUGGCCGUUGUUGCCCAUUGUUGAAAUCCUUUUCCCUUGCAGCUCUUGCAAAUGUUCCUGGUGAUCCUGUGACGAAAUGUAAUAAGGACGCACUUGCUAUCGCGAAAACCAUGACUGGAUUGCAACAUCUUUGUCUUGUUGGAAAUAAAUUGACUAAUGAUGGCCUCCUAGCAAUUCUUGACGGGUGCACUCACCUGGAAUCAUUAGAUCUCCGGGGGUGUUUGAGAGUUGACCUCGAGGGUGAUAUUGGUAAGCGUUGUUCUCAGCAGCUCAAAUGUGUGAGGCAGCCCAAUGACUCCAUUGAGGAUCUUGAAAUGUAUAAUCCCGGUGCAUUUGAUGAUUACGGGUCCUAUACUGGCUCUGACUCAUUUGAGGAUUCAGGGUCCUUUAGUGGCUCAGACGUCAUGUCUGACUCUGAUGAUGAAUAUUGACACGAGUAAGGGGGACUAUGAUGACAUUUUCGCUGUUUCUGCUGUGCGCUGCACUACAUUCUGAUGCCGAAGAUUUCUUCCUGUCGAUUUUCUGACUUUUAUGAAGUCCCAUGCAUCAUGCUCGGUUUAUGAAGAAGUUCUACGUAGUAAUUACCUUUUAACUAGCUUUGAUUAGUAGGAUGGUGGCACCAUUGAUGAAUUGAUCAUUGCAGUAUGCAGCUCGUUGAUCCUUUGAGCUGCUAGCCUGCUGUGUUAAAUUGUCAAAGGUUUGUCGAUCUUUCUCUUCCUAGUUUUGGCCAGUUAGUUUUGGAGGAAGGGAAUAAGGCAGCUGGUAAUGGCUUUUACUUUGCUGCUGUUUUGUAAGUGCACCAUCUGUUGUGCUGUUCCAGUAUAUUAUGUAUAUGUAAUAUGCCUAACGUAUGCUUACCAGUUAGCAAAUUUUCUGUUUCUGCUACAUUAGUGUAUAUGACGAAGAUCGAACUCAAGAGAUUCAUGUUUGCCAGUUGGAUUGCAAGAAUUAGCCAUUUAGGAAUAUGGUUAAAUAUCGGUCGGAUAUAACAUCUUCAUAUGCGUUAUUAUUGCAUAAGAAGGGAGUUUAACAAUUCAAGUUUGGAUUGAUGGUGAUGGUGCAGAGGCUUGUUAAUUACCCGAACUUUGGCUUCACCACCAGGCGUAACAGUAUUUUGUAGAUGCUAGUCUCACUUUUCAAUAAAGAAAAAUAACUUAUUCGUGGGUUUUUGGAGAUUCAUGUUUGUAACCAGGUACUAUUUUAAACCAUCAAAUCUAAUAAACAUGAUGAAGUGUGUAAUGGUUUAGUGUUUGUUUGUCCAAUAACUCAUUUUCCAUUUUCAUUCAUUUUACCUUUUAAAUACAAAAUUCAAUAAAAAAAAAACAUCAUCUAAACAAUUUUUUAAUUUACCUUGUA
This is a messenger RNA of Oldenlandia corymbosa var. corymbosa, 1905 nucleotides long. Lineage: Eukaryota; Viridiplantae; Streptophyta; Magnoliopsida; Gentianales; Rubiaceae. The record is from the annotation of a GenBank genome assembly.